AAGCAAUUGGCGCUCUCAGCCUUGUUGGAUUUUCUAUACCUUUUGUCUUUGGGCACAGAAAUGUGUGGUAUUUGAUCACCCAUAUAUGCACAGUGACUUGGAAAGAUUACCUAUGGUCUUUUGGAUUUCUAUUGAUCCUAACCACCAACUCAAAUUGAAUUAACGAAAUUCUCCGAUUACGUGUGAAAACUCAACAUAAUUGGAUUUUCGUCGUCUUUUUGACUAUUAUUCUGUAAGAAAAUCAUAGUUUUCAUUAGAAGUGGACUCCGUGCGUAACAGACAGACAGACAGAUAUGCAUAUUCAUGUAAGCAAACCAUUCCUCAGAAUUAUGUUUAUCGCUGCCGUUUCAACGAAGUAAUCUUGCUAUGCGGGCAAAGUGAUAUCCCAAUAGUCUCUGCGUUAUCUCGAGCCUUGUUCGGAUUAGAACUUUUACACACACACACACACACUACAAUUUGUAAAAUCAGGGGAAGAAAUAAGUCACGUAACGGAUAUUUGUUAUUGAUAUGCAGCGCGCGUACACGCAACACAAACAAAGAGACGAAACGAGACGAGACAAGACAAGAAGACACUGGGAACCAACAAUGAUCGCACUGAAGACGUCGGGUACCUGUUGGUUAGAUCGAAGUGCUUGCAGAAAGUAAACAAACAUUGUUAAAUGUGCAUAAAUUAUGGAAAAUCUGGAAAAUACGUGCCCUGAUGAUAGGACGUAUUGAAAAUGGACACAAAGCAAAACGCAACACCAAGCACCUAACUGCCGCUCCUGCAUGUAUGUUUAUUGGUUUUAGGAUGUACUUGCAUAAACGUGUUGAGCAUUAGCCUGCCUAUCUAUCCGGAAUGCAGUGUGUGCGUUGUUUGUGUUCUCUUCGAGCACAUGCAGGUAAUUCUUUGAGAGCCAGAAGGAAAACGUCAUGGGGAUGAUAUAUUCCUCCUGGUCUCGAAGAACGUUUCUCGCUUGCGAGCGAUUUGAUUGGUCGCACAAUCGGCAGUAUGGCAUUGGUGACGAUCCAGUGACGUCGUGACGUCGUUAUUGCCAGCACUAGUGUCUUUCAUUGAUUAUUGUCUUCUCUUGUACGUUCGUAGCUCGGAACCCAGUGGCAGUUAGAGUUUGAAUACGUCGAAGUCGUUAGUUGCGAAUGAACAUCUAGCCGGAAAGGUCUCGAUCGGAAAUACAUACUUUUAUUUUGGUUCGGACGCGUUGACUAAACAAAGCCAAGUUAAAUGCUGUGACUUGCUACCAAAAUACACCACCACACAAUCUACCAACACUUGAAUACAAAUAGCCAGUGAACGUUACAAUCGAACCAAAAUUGUUUUGCGCGAACUUGAAAAAUAACAAUGACCCAAAGAUUUGAUUUGGUGUCAGGUGUGUAUACACCCUGUUCGAUGGAAUCCAUUAACGCCUCGACUCUAUAACGAUCCUCAGCAGACGUCGACGAAUACCUAUUUUUGCGUAAACGCUGUUACUAAAGUAUCGAUUUGGUGGGUGCCACAUUCAGCAACGCUUGUCCAAGCUCAUUACUAAGGCAAAUCACAUACUGUUUUGAAUAAAAUCGUCAGUUGCUAUCGCAAAGCCAGCGACACAAGCCACCAUUAGAGGAGGAAGCCAUUCUACCUAAGCACUCAUACCACUGGAUACGAGCAGCAAUGUCGUCAUUUUACUGACAAACCCACCUGAAGUGCUAGAUAAAGUUUUUAAUUCGAUUUCCAAGCAACGGCCCUCGGACUCGGGCCAAGAAGAAUCGCGCGACAAUCAUGAGAAACAAAGGCAGUCGUUCAUCCGUAAUGAAGCCAAUAGUUAUAUUAUUUGCCGUGAUAAUAGUUUGUGAAGUAGAUAUCGGCAGUGCAAAAAGUGUCGGAACGAACAGUGCCGGAUAUGAGAAGAACAUUCAGUUGGUGGCCAAUGCGAUGCAGUUCGCAGAAGUGAAUCUCAACCAAACUGUAAAUGUUGUUUGCCCCUUUGAACAACGUCGGUGGUAUUAUAACGAAACGCCCGUUGCAUAUGCCGAUCGAAAUCUGAGUUUUGAGAUGCUAGCCGCAGAACAACGAGGUGUCUACGGCUGCCUCACUGCACAAAAAGAAAAUAUAGACCGAGUUUGGGCGAACGUAACCAUAAUUGUUUGUGCGAUUUCCUGUAAACAUGACAACACAUCCAACGUCGACAGCAAAGCGAAUAUUAAUGCCGAAAGCAUUCGGCACCUCAACGGCUAUCCGAAAUUUGAGAAUAAUAAGUUUUCCAGCGACGUCACCAAGCAAAGUGGAGACUACGUUACGUUCAGUUGCGUUCCACUAGCACCGUCGUCGGUGAACUUAACGUGGUUGGUGAACAACAGUCCGAUUGAUGUUGACAAAUCGAAAGCGGCUUUCAAAAAAUGGACACUUUCGAUAUCGAAUCUCGAUAUCUCGGAUUCGGGGACAUAUACAUGCCAACUCUGCAACAAUAUCGGAUGUGUGUACCGUUCAACGCUUUUACGUGUUGUUAAGGAAGAUGCUGUGCGUCCUAAAAUUGUCGUCAAUGGUCUGAAGAAUCAGUCAGUUCAUAUGGAUGAAAACGUUACAUUCGAAUGUCAUGUGGAGACAGUUGUCGAGACCCAAAUCACUUGGCUGAAGCAUGACACACCAAUAAACGAAACACUAAAACCACUGGAUGUGUUAAAAGAUCCGAAUAUGAGAAGAAUGGUGACGCAAUUUGACACACCACACCUUCUGCGCCUUGGAAGUGUUCAAGAAGAGGACGAAGGUUGGUACACCUGCGUUGCCACGAAUUCUUUCGAUGGUGCAAUGGCAAGUGCCUACUUAUGCAUGAUUACGACUACAAAAGAUGAGGCCGAGAAUAAGGACGGCUCCGGAGAAAUGACGCCGAUACUGAAUUCCCUGAAUUUGGAACAGGCCGAUACUGAUGAGUCUUCAGAUCACGAACUCGAACCCGACAACAGAACACCCGCAGACGAGUCUAAGCAAAGUCCUCCAGAAUUCAAAAACGUAAAGAAGCUGAUCCAACGGCUUCACAAGCCAGCCGGUAGUUCUGUGCAACUGCUGUGCCCAGCUACUGGCAAUCCGACCCCAAAUAUAACAUGGACACUCAAUGAUACGGCCAUAGAACGGCACAUGGGGAAAGUCACAUACAAAAAGUGGUCUAUGCAAAUGGAUGAUGCCAUAACUAAGGAUUCGGGCGUGUACAAGUGUAGGAUCUGCAAUGUGCACGGGUGCAUAGAGCACUCGACAAAGAUAACUAUAAUUGAUCGGCUGCGCUCCUCGCCGAUAAUAAGCGACAAAUUUCCGCAAAAUCAAACUGCGCUCGUCUAUAGCAGCACAACGCUGGAAUGCAGAGUCGUAUCCGACCUGGAGCCAUUCAUUUACUGGCUGAAGUAUGUCAAGAAAAACGAGUCUAUUGAGUAUCUGGAGAAGAUAGCGCAAAAUUUCGACGUCCACCAGAGCACGAACAAAACAAACGACAUAAUAGUACUGAAUCUGGGGCAGGACAAGUCGAACAUUCUAAAUUUUUCUAGAGUUACACACGACGACGAGGGUUGGUAUUCCUGUGUAGCAGCCACCUCGUUGGGGCUGACUGUGGCGAGUGCGUACCUUAAAGUCGUUGAUAAACUCCCACUGAGGGACGGGUUGCAGCGCAGUCAUCCCGCAUGGAUUACAACAGUGGGGGCGGUUGUCGUCUUGCUUUUCCUGCUCGGAACGGUUUUCAUCAUCUACGUGCUGCGCAACUUGAAGCAGGAAAAACUUCUGAAGCAACGAAUCGAAACCGUUCACCAGUGGACGAAGAAGGUGAUCAUUUACAAGCCACCGCCAUCGGAUGGGAGCACAUGCGACCUACAAAUGCCCGUUAUAAAAAUUGAGAAACAGCGCACAACCUUUACAACUUCCACGAAUUCCGAUCCCAACCAAGGCUUCAACGAAUAUGAGUUUCCCCUGGAUUCAAAUUGGGAAAUACCGCGCAGUCAGUUGUCCCUGGGAUCAACACUUGGGGAGGGUGCGUUUGGUCGGGUCGUUAUGGCGCAAGCCAGUGGACUCACCCGGGCUCCUGCCAAUAAUAACGUCAGCACAAUUGUGGCCGUGAAAAUGGUAAAAGAGGAACACACUGAUGCCGACAUGGCAAGUUUGGUGCGCGAAAUGGAAGUCAUGAAGAUGAUCGGGAAGCACAUCAACAUUAUAAACCUGCUGGGUUGCUGCAGUCAAAAUGGGCCUCUGUGGGUCAUAGUGGAAUUCGCACCUCAUGGCAAUCUUAAAGACUUCCUCAAGAAGAACCGGCCGAACACGGUAUGGGGCAGUUGCAGUUUAAAAGAAAGAGAUAGUGAUUACUUGGAGGAAACGCCGGUGCUAACGGAAAAGCAGCUGACGUCGUUCGCAUUCCAAAUAGCACGUGGCAUGGAAUAUCUAGCCUCAAGACGAUGUAUUCACCGCGAUUUGGCGGCGCGAAAUGUUUUGGUCAGCGAUGACUACGUCAUGAAAAUAGCCGACUUUGGUCUUGCUCGGGAUAUUCAAGAUACAGACUACUACCGGAAAAACACCAAUGGUAGGCUGCCCAUAAAGUGGAUGGCUCCUGAAUCACUUCAGGAAAAGUUUUACGACUCCCAAUCUGACGUCUGGUCUUACGGCGUACUCUUGUGGGAAAUUCUAACGUAUGGCGAACAACCAUACCCAAACAUCAUGUCAGCGGAGGAGUUAUAUAGCUAUUUGAUAACCGGCCAACGCAUGGAGAAGCCGCCACGCUGCUCCCUCAAUAUUUACAUGUUGAUGAGACAGUGUUGGCAUUUCGACUCGAAUGCCAGACCCACAUUCUCGGAAAUUGUCGAGAAUCUGGACAAAAUCCUUCAACUGUCGAGCACAAUGCCGCAUGAGGAAUAUUUGGAUCUAUCGAUGCCCAUGCUCGAGACCCCCCCUUCUUCUAGCGAUGAAGAGUCCGAGAGUGAGACAUUCCUGGAAUCGCCGUCUGCCCGAUAUCAAUACACAUAUAAAUUCAAAUGAACCAAUCGUGACGCACUUUUCUUAAUGACGCUAACAUAAAACAGUGAAAAGACCUACGCCUCCAUGUGUAUCGAAAAUAUGGAACUUCUUCAUGUCAAGAACGACAAUAGGGCGGUCGAUUAUUCAGAUUGCAUCAGGGCCGUAUGUCCGACAGAGGCAACACACAUAGUUGGCGGAUGUUGAUGUUACCAAAAAUGACGCUUUAAUGUCCACAAUUCAACGCAUUGUAUAUUAGAAUACUCACUACAUUAUAUAGCAUUACCGAUAAGACUUUCUAGACACGACAAGGCUAUUUUUCUACUUUACGAUUCUAUUAAUAAGAUAUAUUGAUUGUUAAUUUAUUUUAAGGUGCCAUGAAAACAAAUCUCGAUCAAGCAAGUAGUACACGUCUUGCUGGCAAUAACUUUUCUGGGAUGUACUCGUAUGUGUCAUUACGCAGACAUUCACACAUUUACUGAACUACUUGCAAAUAAAUUAUUUUAAUAUUAAGGUACAAAGUGUAAAAGGAAUAAAACGGAAGCUUUAAACGAAUUAUACGCGAGACAUCUAAAAUAAUCACUUCGAUUGUAAAUAUCGAAUAUUCAAAUGUAUAUUGUAGACGACGGAAAUGGGUCCAGCCUCUUUCAUUUCGCCACUGAGAGUGCAACGCUAUUUUAACGUAGAUUAAUAACUUUGAAUAAAUAAACUUUUAAAAUGAAUUAUAGACAUAAAUCAGUGCUUAUUGAAAGCGUAAUAUAUAACCUCGGCCAAAGGGUGUCAACGACUUGAACGAAUUGUAAACAUUACAGCGCUACCUAGAAUUCGACAUAGUGCACACAAAUAUUUAACUUCCCCACAAUGAUAACAUUUUUUGUACGCCCAUAUUGCCCAAAUACGCCAGGUCCAUAUCUUAGAAUCUACCAAAUAAAAGAGGUUGGAAAAAUUGAUGCCUUUUCUAAUUCACCCAGUUGUAAUAUUUUCCAAUUACAAACAUUCUUUUCCAUGUUCAAAACACAAGGAAACAUUGUUCAAUUGUCAAUGUUGAAAAUCCCCGCUGCGAGCAAAGAACCAAGUGUGUCUUAUGUUACCACUUUAUUUCUCCAGACAUUUGUACUAGUUCAGAUGUCAACAAUUUGCGAGUAGAGUUUGGUUAGGGACACUGAUUCUAGUGUAUUUCUAAUGACAGUGUCAACAGUUUGUUUUGUCAUUGUCAGUAAAAUCUAUUUAAAAUAUAAUAAAAAUGUGUAUAUAAGAUUUUUAUGUCACUUGCGAUCUACAGAUCGCAUCAAAACAAAUCGUUUUUUUGGAAAUUAAUUCGUUUUGUGUGUGUUUUUUUUUUGUUAAAAAGUUGAUUAUUCUUUAAAUAUAUAAACAAAAUGAAUAGAAGGAAUUAUAAAAGACUUAAAAAAUAUAUUGUAUAAAAACAGAAGUUUGCAGUGCAGACGGUGGAGGUUUUGUGAAUGAUUUCGUGGAAAAUUAACAUUGCGGAAGAAGGUCUAGACGUCCCGCUCAGAAAUAUGUUAACGAGAAAUGUCGACCCGUGGAAUUUAUUUCCAUAGAACAGAACUACGAAAAGUUGGACUGGAUUUUGGAAAAGUAUGAGGUAAUCGAACUAGAUAUAAAUAUCGAUGGAAUUCCACUGUUCAAAAACUCUCGGGUGCAAUUGUGGCUAAUUCUUUGCAGAAUCGUCAACAUUCUGGAGAAAACAAAACCGUUUGUUGUUGGAUUAAAUUUAAUUAAAUAUAGUUUGCAGAUUGAACUGUGCCUUAUUUUAUUUUUGUUAAAUAAUACAUGUAUUAAAAAUGUAACGUUUUAAAAUACUUACUCUA
Messenger RNA from Musca domestica (house fly), 6789 nucleotides. Its product is annotated as fibroblast growth factor receptor homolog 1-like. Gene Ontology annotation, cellular component: signaling receptor complex. Gene Ontology annotation, biological process: positive regulation of kinase activity; protein phosphorylation; multicellular organism development. Gene Ontology annotation, molecular function: ATP binding; transmembrane receptor protein tyrosine kinase activity. The transcript is spliced from 2 exons. Lineage: Eukaryota; Metazoa; Arthropoda; Insecta; Diptera; Muscidae. The coding region runs from base 1757 to 4981 and encodes 1074 amino acids. The record is from RefSeq and is a predicted model, not a curated record.